AUGCCAAUAUUUGAGGUUGCCUACUACAGUAGAUUGUACUGGAUAAACCAUGCGAGUGACUUAAUCUUGCAAGCUUUUCUGGGAAUAGGAGACCUUGAUCAAAAUAAAGCUGAUGCUCUGAAAGUAGAAGAUUCAAAAUCUUCCCUUAAGUGCAUUAUUAAUUUUUUUUUAAUGUUUGCGGUGAAAGAAGAGAAUGUAUACCUGGGAGCCCACGGAGCUCCUCCUUUAGAAUCAAAACAACAAGAGAUGAAGUCUUCAAGCCAUAAGCAAAGGUUCAAGCAGAAACUGAAGGAAGCAGAUCAGAGAUAUAGUGGGAUUGGAUGA
Ilex paraguariensis (yerba mate) is the source of this 324-nucleotide messenger RNA. The record is from the annotation of a GenBank genome assembly. Lineage: Eukaryota; Viridiplantae; Streptophyta; Magnoliopsida; Aquifoliales; Aquifoliaceae.